AUGGCCACUCGAUUGCCAGCAUGUGUGAUCGACAACGGCAGUGGAUAUACAAAGCUGGGAUAUGCAGGGAACACCGAGCCUCAGAUGAUCAUUCCGUCGGCUAUUGCUGUCAAAGAUCAACGACAACAAUUUGGAAGCAAAAUCGGGGAUCUUGACUUCUUUAUUGGAGACGAAGCACUAUCUCCUUCUGCUGCUAAUUACUCUGUAAAGGUUAGCUGAAGUUAUAUUUUUUUAUAUUUAAUUUUAGUAUCCAAUUAGGCAUGGAAUCGUUGAAGAUUGGGAUUUGAUGGAAAAGUAUUGGUCUCAAUGCAUCUUCAAGUAUUUGCGAGCAGAGCCAGAAGAUCAUUACUUCCUUUUAGUAAGUUAGGUUGAUUUUAUUAUUUAUUUUAGACGGAACCUCCACUUAAUACUCCGGAGAAUCGCGAAUAUACAGCCGAAAUUAUGUUCGAGUCCUUCAAUGUGCCUGGGCUUUAUAUCGCCGUCCAGGCUGUCUUAGCGUUAGCAGCAAGUUGGCAAUCAAGGGCCGAGAAUAACUUGACGGGACUUGUAAUUGACUCAGGAGACGGAGUCACUCAUUGUAUCCCUGUAGCUGAUGGCUACGUUAUUGGAUCUUGUAUUAAGCAUAUCCCCAUUGCUGGUAGAGACGUUACUUACUUUAUACAACAAAUGCUUAGGGAAAGGGAGCUCAACCUUCCAGCUGAACAAUCAUAUGAAGUAGCCAAAACAAUUAAAGUAAGAAAAUUGGAGAUUGACAAAAAAUUUAAUUUCUUUCAGGAACAAUAUUGCUAUGUCUGUCCUGAUAUCCAAAAAGAAUUUUUUAAAUACGAUUCGGAUUACUCAACUUACAUGAAGCAAUACGUUGGUGUGAAUAAUAUAACGAAGCAGCCUUUCAAGGUUGAUGUUGGAUAUGAGAAGUUUUUGGGUCCAGAGAUCUUCUUUCAUCCUGAAGUGAGUAUUCUGUUAAUGUCAUAUUUUAAUUUAUUUAGUUUGCUAACCCCGACUUUACCACAUCUCUUUCGGAGACCGUCGAUUCCGUCAUCCAGCAAUGCCCGAUCGAUGUCCGAAGAAGUCUUUACGAGAAUAUUGUUCUUUCUGGCGGCUCUACAAUGUUUAAUCAUUUCUCCAAAAGACUGCAAAGAGAUGUGAAGCGAGUGUCUGAUCAGAGGUUGUUACUGAGUGAGCAAUUGUCUGGAAAUCGAGUAAAGCCGAAGCCAAUUGAUGUGAAUGUGAUCUCCCACAAGAUGCAGAGAUACGCCGUCUGGUUCGGAGGGUCCAUGCUGGCCUCCACUCCCGAGUUUUAUCAAGUUGCUCACACAAAAGAAGAGUAUAUGGAGAAGGGAGCAAGUAUUUGUCGGCACAAUCCAGUCUUUAGUGCUGUAACUUAUUGAUUUCUUAUUUUGUAUCGUAUUUAUUUGAACUCUGAAUAAAAUGAACCUGUUUUUUAGAAGAGAAAGCAAGAUAAUCUGAGGUAAAUGUCACCAAAAGUAUUGCACGUGUUCAUAUAACUGUACGUGUUUCAGAAAUGUCCUUGGAAUUGCCCGUCCGAAGAUACGAUAAGAGUCUGUUUGUGCAGACACAGCAAUUGCAGAAUAAAAUCUCCAAACAAAACCGGGUACAAGGGAGUCAGGCCAUUUCUUUGGGUGGAAAUGUAGGUGCAAUUGUAUUUCUUUUUAAUCUCCUUUAGGUAACUUUAAUGGAAAAUGUAACUGUUCGAGGGGACCUGUGCACUGUUCAAGUGGGAAACUUUUGUUUUUUGGAGAAGAAUGUGGUAGUGAGACCUGGCCGGAAAAAUUUCAAGGGUGGCAUCAAUCAUUUCCCUAUCAGAAUUGGUCAUCGUGUCGUAAUAAAAGAAGUAGGUGGUCUUUUAAUCAAAAUAUUAUCUCAUUCUAUUCUCUGAGCUUGCUUUAUUGUUAUAGGAUAGUGUUGUGAGUGCUGUGGAGAUAGGUUGUUAUGUUUACAUUGGAAAGAACGUGAUCAUUGGGCAAUGUUCCGUGAUCAAGGACUGUUGUUACAUCAUGGAUGACAGCGUCUUAUCGCCCGAUUCUGUGAUUGCACCUUUCUCUAUCGUCGCGGGUAACCCGGGUAUGUCUGUCCUUAUUUUUCAUGUCUGGAUUAUAAGGAAUUUCCCGAAAAAUUACUGGAGAUAUUUUAGCCAAAGUGGUGGGUCAGAUGCCAGUGAAUACGGUGAACCUGAUGACUGAUCUCACAAACGAACUUUAUUACAAAUUCGUUCCUUCACUUCCGGGGGAGAGAUGA
Bursaphelenchus xylophilus (pine wood nematode) is the source of this 2256-nucleotide messenger RNA. The record is from the annotation of a GenBank genome assembly. Lineage: Eukaryota; Metazoa; Nematoda; Chromadorea; Rhabditida; Aphelenchoididae.